Messenger RNA from Stegostoma tigrinum, 2248 nucleotides. It is a transcript of the gene slc22a31, whose product is annotated as solute carrier family 22 member 31. Gene Ontology annotation, molecular function: transmembrane transporter activity. The record is from RefSeq and is a predicted model, not a curated record. Lineage: Eukaryota; Metazoa; Chordata; Chondrichthyes; Orectolobiformes; Stegostomatidae. The coding region runs from base 70 to 1872 and encodes 600 amino acids. Gene Ontology annotation, biological process: transmembrane transport. The transcript is spliced from 9 exons.
CGGAUUGGGCGUGUGAAUCCCUUUCUUCCUAAGAAAACAGUUGGAUGUGGAGUGUUCGACACGGUAGAGAUGGACUUUGACAUUAUCACUCCGCGGAUAGGAGGUUUCGGCCGUUACCACAAGCGGUUCGCGGUUGCUGUCUGUCUCCCGAACUUGCUGCUGGCUUUCAGCUUCUUCAGCGACGUCUUCCUCAGCCGGACUCCUGACCACCACUGCCAGCCCGAUCCGCAGCUCUUGCCUCUUGCCCUCAGAAACUUGUCGGGCUCCGCCCUCAACUACAGCCUGCCACUGCGAAGCGGCAGCGAGUCUUUUCCCGCCACCUGGAGUCGCUGCCGGCUGCACCGCUAUCCGUUAACGGCCGGCACGAGCCCACCACUGCCCAACGGCACAGUCUCGUGCACCCGAGGCUGGCAGUUCCAGCCACGCGACGGCCUCGAUAACAAUGUUGUUAGUCAGUGGAGCUUGGUUUGUAAGAACUAUUGGAAGGUUCCACUGGAGCAAGUGAGCUACAAGAUUAGUUGGAUUGUUGGAUAUUUAACCCUAGGAUCUGUUGCUGACCGACUGGGCCGCCGAAAUACAUUCAUUCUCUCGCUAAUUCUGUCAAUUAUUCAGCAUAUUGGAGUUUCCAUCUCUGUGGAUUUCCUCAUGUUUGUUCUCUUCCAUAUGUUCAGUGCGUUAGCAUCAGCUGGACUCUUCUUGUCAGUGUACAUUGCAAGGUUGGAGAUGUGUGACCCACCACAUCGACUGAUGAUUACAGUAAUUGCUGGAGCUUUUACAGUGGCUGGGGAGAUGUUGCUGCCAGGAUUAGUUGAGUUAUGCAGAGAUUGGAGAAUUUUGCAGGCUGUUGUCACUGGCCCCUUCAUAUUACUACUCAUUUAUUGGUGCAUUCCAGCCUUAUUCCCAGAGUCUCCACGCUGGCUUCUUGCGACCAGACAGAUUGAGAUGUGUAAGCACAUUAUGCGAGGUAUUGCAGCUAGUAAUGGUGUCAAUGUGGAUGAUGAUUUAUACACCCCAAACAAUGUAUUUACUGAGAUGGAUUUUGUAUUUGGCAAGUUUACAGAGUCUCGUAUUUAUAGUUUCUGUGAUAUGGCCACUACUAAAGUCAUUUGGAAGAACAUCUUAAUACUGGGGUUCACAACGUUCAUUGGCAAUGGAAUCCAGCAUUGCUUUACCCAAACACUCACUGGCUAUAGUUCCAGGUUCUACUUGAGCUAUUUUGUCACAGCUACUGCUGAAGGUGUGGCUCUCCUUUUCCUAUACUUCACUGUGAACAAGUUUGGUCGACGUGGUAUUCUACUGCUGUCAACAAUCAUCACAGGCAUGUCAUCGCUGUUAUUGCUUGCUCUCGCACAGUACCUGCAUCAAGGUGUUCAACUGGCUCUUUCCAUCCUGGGUCUGUUCUCAGCCUAUGUUGUUGUUAUACUGAGCAUAUUUUUUGCCAGUGAAAUUAUUCCAACUGUAGUUAGAGGUGCAGGCUUAGGCCUUGUUAUGGCAACAGGCUGCAUUGGAAAAGCAACAUCUCCAAUAAUGGAUCUCCAUAAUAAACAUGGCUUCUUUCUUCUGCACGUUGUGUUUGCCUCUUUUGCUGUCCUCUCAGUGUUGUGUAUCAUGUUGCUUCCAGAAAGCAAACGGAAGCCACUCCCAGAGUCUUUAAAAGAUGGUGAAAAUCAGAGACGCCCUCCAAUGUAUUUAUCACGAAACAAGGAUAGAGCUCCUCUGCUUCGAUCAUAUCAACAUAGGUGUUAUAAUCCAGAAAACUAUUCCAAGCUUGUAACUGCAACCAAGAAAAUACUGGCCCAUAAUGUCCAUUUUGAAUCACAGGAUCUUGUAAAUGAAAAUGUGAUUGAUCAGAUAAGAGAGACAACAUCUUAGCCAAUCCUUUUGUGAUGGAUAUAGAAUUGUUUAUAUAUUCUCCAGUAUUGCAUAUUUUACACAAGAAGUGCCAUUUAGGCAUUACAAACUGUAUUUUCUAAGACCUAAUUUCGGCUUUGUUUCUGACACUCAAAUAUUGGUUGAAUUGUGGGGAAGGCAAAUUCUUCAUAAUUCCAUUUUUCUAAAGGCUUAUUUCCAUAAUAAUAGAUUAUGCAUCAGGUUUAAAAGAACAUUGUUGAAUAUACUUUUAGCAUGUGUACAUCUUUAAUGAUAUAUAAACUAGGCUUGUCUUGUGCCAUCUUGCAAAUAAUGUGCAUGAUGUGGUCUGUUGAUUAUUACACAGCCUAAUGACUCAUUAAACUUUUCUUUGAAACAA